This is a messenger RNA of Octopus sinensis (East Asian common octopus), 1511 nucleotides long. RefSeq names its product probable low-specificity L-threonine aldolase 2. Bases 413 to 1495 code for a protein of 360 amino acids. Gene Ontology annotation, biological process: glycine biosynthetic process; L-threonine catabolic process. Lineage: Eukaryota; Metazoa; Mollusca; Cephalopoda; Octopoda; Octopodidae. The record is from RefSeq and is a predicted model, not a curated record. The transcript has 10 exons. Gene Ontology annotation, molecular function: L-allo-threonine aldolase activity. Gene Ontology annotation, cellular component: cytosol.
UGUAUACAGACGUAAUAUUGAAAUAAACCAGUGCAGAGCGACACGUCAACAUAUACCCACAUAAAUGCUCACUAGCUUAAAUGCAUGACCUAAAAAAGGGGGUACAAAAUGACCGAAUCUUAAAAUCAUCUUCAUUAAAAAGGGCACUGACCCAAUUAUUCUCCCUCAAAAUGUGAUAUUAGAUACACACAAAGAUAUACACAUGCAUAUAUACAAACACCCGCUGCGUAAUUUUGAAAAAGAAUAAAAGUUACAUACGCAUAUAUACAGAUAUAUUUUCUCGUUAUGUCAAAAGGCCAAAUUCUGGGAUUAAGCAAAGUGGAGAUUACCACUUUUAAAUAAUAUUUCGAAUGGUUGGAUACUUCCCUUCGUUCGUUUCUAAUUUACUCAAACUCAAGAUAUUGCAAUCGAGAUGGCCCCAAAAUUUGUGGAUUUAAGCAGUGAUUCAACCACAAAACCUUCUCAGGCCAUGAGAGAAGCCAUGGCCAAUGCUGAAUCAGGAAACGAUCCAAUGGUUUCUGCCUUAGAAACAAAAUGUGCAGAACUUCUUGGCAAAGAAAAAGCAUUGUUUAUUCCAACAGCAACGAUGGGAAAUUUAAUGAGCAUCAUGAGCCACUGUCAGAAGAGAGGACUGGAGAUUAUAAUAGGAGAUAAGUCUCAUAUUUGUUUAUCUGAACAUGGCCAUGUUGCUCAGUUGGCUGGAGUUUUUCCAAGAAUCGUCCCCACUCUAAAAGAUGGAACUUACGAUUUAACCACAUUAGCCGAGACAAUAUCAACAUCAGUGGCGAAUGAUAUAUGUAGAACCAAAGUUAUCUGCCUAGAAAAUACUCAUAAUAGAUGUGGAGGGAAAAUUUUACCUUUGGACUAUUUACAAAAGUUGUACAAUCUAGCCCAAGAAAAUAAUAUAAAGGUUCACGUGGAUGGUGCACGUAUUUGGAAUGCAGCCGUUGGUCUUGGUGUUCCUAUUCCAGAGAUAACAAAAUCCUGUGACUCUAUCACCGUUUGCCUUAAUAAGGGAAUUGGUGCUCCAUUCGGGGCUGUUGUCGCUGGCACGGAAUCUUUCAUCAAAAGAGCCACACUAUGUCGUGCAGCCCUUGGGGGUGAUGUCUUUAAACUGGGGAUAGAGGCAGCUGCAGCAUUAUGUGGUUUAGAGAGACCGGAAGGAAACAUUCAGAAGGACCAUAUUCUUGCAAAGAGACUGGUCAAUGGUCUGAAAAAUCUUUCUUCUUCAGUGGUGACAAUAGAACCAGAGGAAGUCCAAACUAAUCUUAUUCUUAUUAAAAUCAAUAAAGAAAUGUCUUUCAUCACUAACUUAAAAGAACGUUUAAUGAUGACCACUGAAGCUGAAGUGAAGGAGCUGGGUAAGGAAAUCCGUGUGGGUUGUAAGCUUUUAGGUAAAGAUAUUCGGUUUGCAAUUUGCUGUAAUAUAAACGAAGAAGACAUAGAUGAUGCCAUCAAGAAAGUCUGUUAUGUCUUUAAUGAAAUUCAUUUCUGAGAGAAUUAAAGACUAU